AUGUCGGUCAAGAUCACCGCGCCCGCCACCGCCCGCUUCCGCGGCUGCGAGGACGAUGGCCUGGUCUGCCUCGAGAUCGAGGAUGGCUCCGCCUACCAAGGCUACAGCUUCGGUGCCAAGAAGACUAUUGCAGGAGAGCUCGUCUUCCAGACUGGCAUGGUUGGCUACCCUGAGUCGGUUACCGACCCUUCUUACCGUGGCCAGAUCCUCGUCAUUACCUUCCCUCUGGUUGGUAACUAUGGUGUGCCCUCGCGCGAGACCGUCGACGAGCUUCUCGGCGAUCUGCCCGCCCACUUCGAGUCCUCUCAGAUCCACGUCGCUGGCCUGGUUGUUGCCUCGUACUGCGGCGAGGACUACUCUCACUUCCUUGCUCAGUCCUCUCUCGGCUCCUGGCUCAAGGAGCAGGGUGUUCCCGCCAUGUACGGCGUCGACACUCGCGCCUUGACCAAGAAGAUCCGCGAAAAGGGCAGUAUGCUCGGCAAGAUGCGCCUCGAGCUUCCCGGCACUGCCAAUGGCACUGCCAGCGACGAGCGCACCCACACCACCCUCGACUCUUUCGAGAAGAUCGAGUGGUCGAACCCCAACGCCGACAACCUGGUUGCUCAGGUCUCCGUCAAGACACCCAAGCUCUACAAGCCCCCCGCGUCUUGUGUUCGCAAGCACCCCUCCGGCCGCGCCAUUCGUGUUCUGUGCGUCGACGUCGGUAUGAAAUACAACCAGCUGCGCUGCUUCCUCAAGCGCGGCGUUGAGGUCAUGGUCUGCCCAUGGGACUACGACCUGACCAAGGCCGCCGGCGAGGAGUACGACGGUCUCUUCAUCUCCAACGGUCCCGGUGACCCCGCCGUUCUCGAGACUACCGUCCAGAACAUCUCCGCCGUCAUGCAAAAGAACAAAACCCCCGUCUUUGGUAUCUGCUUGGGUCACCAGCUCCUGGCUCGCGCUUCCGGUGCCGCCACCAAGAAGAUGAAGUUUGGUAAUAGAGGUCACAACAUUCCCUGCACGAGUCUCGUCUCGGGCAAAUGCCACAUUACUUCUCAGAACCACGGCUUCGCCGUCGACGCCGAGACACUCCCCGCCAACUGGAAAGAGCUUUUCGUCAACGCCAAUGACGGUAGCAACGAGGGUAUCAUGCACGUCAGCAAGCCCUACUUCAGUGUUCAGUUCCACCCCGAGAGCACCCCUGGUCCUCGCGACACCGAAUUCCUCUUUGACGUCUUCAUCAACACAAUGGCUAGCUGUGCCGAGAACCCCUCUCUUCUGCAAUCUCCCGUCAGCUUUCCUGGCGGCGCCAUCGAAGAGAACGAGAGACUUCACCCCCGCGUCUCUGUCAAGAAGGUUCUUGUUCUCGGUUCCGGUGGUCUGAGCAUCGGCCAGGCGGGUGAAUUCGACUACUCUGGCAGCCAGGCCAUCAAGGCUCUCAAGGAAGAAGGCAUCUACACAGUCCUUAUCAAUCCCAACAUCGCCACCAUCCAGACCUCCAAGGGUCUUGCUGACAAGGUCUACUUCCUGCCUGUCAACGCCGAGUUUGUCCGCAAGGUCAUCAAGUAUGAGCACCCUGACGCCAUCUACUGCACAUUCGGUGGCCAGACUGCUCUGCAGGUCGGUAUUCAGCUCAAGGACGAGUUUGAGGCGCUCGGCGUCAAGGUCCUCGGCACGCCUAUUGACACAAUCAUCACUACUGAGGAUCGCGAGCUUUUUGCUCGCAGCAUGGAGUCUAUUGGUGAAAAGUGCGCCAAGUCUGCCUCGGCCAAUAAUAUUGACGAGGCGAUGAACGCCGUCAAGGACAUUGGCUUCCCUGUCAUUGUUCGUGCUGCCUAUGCUCUUGGUGGUCUUGGCAGUGGUUUUGCCAACAACGAACAGGAGCUCCUCGAUCUCUGCAACAAGGCCUUCGCCGCCAGUCCCCAGGUUCUGGUUGAGCGUAGUAUGAAGGGCUGGAAGGAAAUUGAGUACGAGGUUGUCCGUGACGCCCAGGACAACUGUAUUACUGUUUGCAACAUGGAGAACUUUGAUCCUCUCGGUAUUCACACUGGUGACUCCAUUGUCGUGGCCCCCUCUCAGACCCUCUCUGAUGAGGACUACAACAUGCUCCGCACCACUGCCGUCAACGUUAUUCGUCACCUCGGCGUUGUUGGCGAGUGCAACAUUCAGUAUGCUCUGAACCCAUUCUCCAGAGAGUACUGCAUUAUCGAAGUCAAUGCUCGUCUGUCGCGUUCUUCUGCUCUGGCUUCAAAGGCCACUGGUUACCCUCUUGCCUUUAUUGCUGCCAAACUGGGUCUCGGCAUUCCUCUCAAGGAGAUCAAGAACUCCGUGACCAAGGUCACCUGCGCUUGCUUCGAGCCUUCUCUCGACUACGUCGUUGUCAAGAUGCCUCGCUGGGACUUGAAGAAAUUCACCCGCGUCUCCACCCAGCUUGGCUCUUCUAUGAAGAGUGUUGGCGAGGUCAUGAGCAUUGGUCGCACUUUCGAGGAAGCUAUUCAGAAGGCUAUCCGCUCCAUCGACUUCCACAACCUUGGAUUUAACGAGACUCCGGCCCUUAUGGCCAUUGACGACGAGCUGCAGACUCCCUCUGACCAGCGUCUCUUUGCCAUUGCCAACGCAAUGCACCAGGGCUACACUGUGGACAAGAUCUGGGAGCUUACCAACAUUGACAAGUGGUUCCUCCGCAAGCUCAAGGGCCUCAGCGACUUUGGCAAGCACAUGUCCCAGCUUACUGCUUCUGAUGUCGCCAAUUCUCCUUCUCUGCUGCUGCAGGCGAAGAGACUGGGUUUCUCCGACUCGCAGGUCGCCAAAUUUGUGAGCUCCAACGAAAUGGCCAUUCGCAGACUGCGUCUCGACGCUGGCAUCCACCCCUUUGUAAAGCAGAUUGACACCGUCGCUGCCGAGUUCCCUGCCUUCACCAACUACCUAUACCUGACAUACAACGCCUCUGAGCACGAUAUCAGCUUUGACGAUCACGGUAUUAUGGUCCUUGGUUCCGGUGUCUACAGAAUCGGUUCAUCCGUCGAGUUCGAUUGGUGCUCAGUCCGCGCCAUUCGCACCCUGCGUGCCACUGGCUUCAAGACUGUCAUGGUCAAUUACAACCCUGAGACCGUAUCGACCGAUUACGACGAGGCCGAUAAACUUUACUUCGAGAACAUCAACCAGGAGACCGUUCUCGACAUUUACAGUCUUGAGAAUGCUUCUGGUGUUUUGGGUGCCAUGGGUGGUCAGACCCCGAACAACAUCGCUCUACCGCUCUACCGCGCUGGAGUCAAGGUUUUGGGCACCUCGCCUGAAAUGAUCGACAAUGCUGAGAACAGAUACAAGUUCUCUCGUAUGCUGGACCGCAUUGGUGUCGACCAGCCCACCUGGAAGGAGCUGACCAGCUUCAAGGAAGCCAAGUCUUUCUGCGACAAGGUGUCUUACCCUGUUCUUGUCCGUCCUUCUUACGUGCUUUCCGGAGCUGCCAUGAACACCGUCUACUCCGAGAAGGACUUGGAGGCGUAUCUUGCCCAGGCUGCAGAGGUUUCCCGCGAACACCCCGUUGUCAUUACCAAGUACAUUGAGAAUGCCAAGGAAAUCGAAAUGGAUGCUGUUGCCAAGGACGGAAUUGUCGUCGGCCAUUUCAUCUCUGAGCACGUUGAGAACGCUGGUGUCCACUCUGGUGACGCUACUCUCAUCCUGCCUCCUCAGGACCUUGAAGCCACCACCAUUGCCCGCAUCGAGGAUGCUACCCGCAAGAUUGGUGCCGCUUUGAACGUUACUGGUCCUUUCAACAUUCAGUUCAUUGCCAAGGACAACGACAUCAAGGUCAUUGAGUGCAACGUUCGCGCCUCCCGAUCGUUCCCUUUCGUCUCCAAGGUUAUGGGCGUCGAUUUGAUUGAGAUGGCCACCAAGGCUAUCACUGGCCAGCCAUUCCAGGAGUAUCCUCCCACCAACCUCGCCCCCAACUGCGUCGGUGUCAAGGUUCCUCAGUUCAGUUUCUCGCGACUAUCUGGCGCUGAUCCUGUUCUUGGCGUUGAAAUGGCUUCCACUGGUGAAGUUGCUUGCUUUGGUGUUGAUAAGAAUGAGGCUUACCUGAAGGCCCUGCUCUCUACCGGCUUCAAGAUCCCCAAGAGAAACAUUCUUCUGUCUGUCGGUUCCUACAAAGACAAGAAGGAAAUGCUUCCCUCUGUGCAGAAGCUCCAGCGACUUGGCUAUAAGCUGUUUGCCACGGCUGGUACUGCCGAUUUCCUGCAGGAAAACGGUGUUCCGGUCCAGUAUCUCGAGGUUCUCGGAAGCGACGAGGACAGGAACUCUGAGUUCUCUCUCUCUCAGCAUCUUGCCAACAACAUGAUUGAUCUGUACAUCAACCUGCCUUCGAGCAACAAGUACCGCCGUCCUGCCAACUACGUCAGCAAGGGUUACCAGACUCGUCGUAUGGCUGUCGACUACCAGGUGCCUCUGGUUACCAACGUCAAAAACGCCAAGAUUCUCAUCGAGGCCAUUGCCCGCCAUUUCGAGCUCGCCGUCUCUGGUCGCGAUUUCCAGACCAGCCACCAGACUGUUGUUUUCCCUGGCCUGAUCAACAUCGCUGCCUUUGUUCCUGGCAUUGUCUCUCCUCACAGUGCUGACAUCCAGACCGUGACCAAGGCUUCUAUUGCCGCUGGUUUUAGCAUGAUUCGCCUGAUGCCUCUGGGCGUCGAAGGCUCCAUCACUGACGCCAUUUCCCUCAAGGCUGCUCAGCAGAACAGUGCUGCUGGCGGACACUGCGAUUACAACUUCUCCAUCUCCGCCACGAGCAACAAUGCUGAGCAGAUCAGUACUGUAACCGGAGAAGUCGGCUCGCUUUUCAUCCCCUUCAACCACCUCUCUGGAUCUGGUAACAUCAGCAAGGUCGCUGCUGUGACUGCCCACUUUGAGGCUUGGCCCACCAACAAGCCCAUGGUCACAGACGCGAAGUUCACCGACCUAGCCUCAAUCCUACUGCUGGCCAGCUUGCACAGCAGACGCAUUCACGUUACGUCUGUGUCUACCAAGGAUGAUAUCCGUCUGAUUGCUCUCAGCAAGGCCAAGGGUCUCCAAGUCACUUGCGAUGUCUCCAUCUACUCGCUGUUCCUCUCUCAGAAGGACUUCCCCAAGGCGGACUUCCUCCCUACCGCCGAGGACCAGGCUGCUCUCUGGCAGAACCUUGAGACCAUUGAUGUCUUCUCUAUUGGCAGCUUGCCUUACCAACUGGCUACCUCGCUGGGCCACAAGGGUGAUCCUUCUAUGGGCAUUGCUGAGGCUCUUCCUUUGCUGCUCAGCGCUGUCACCGAGGGCAAGCUCACUAUUGACGACAUCAAGGAUCGUCUGUACACCAACCCCAUGGACAUCUUUGAACUCCACGAGCAGACAGGUACUUCUGUUGAGGUCGAAGUCGACCGCGCUUUUGAGGUCGCUAAGGGCUCCUUCUGGUCUCCUCUGGAGGGCCGUCGCCUGCAUGGUUCUGUUCGCCGUGUCACUUUCCAGAACGCUACUCUGUGCCUGGACGACGAGGGCAUUACCGGCUCUCCUACCGGCAAGGACAUGUCUUCACACAUGGUGGCCCCUCAGACUCCUGCCAUGAAGCCCACUACUGCUGCCACCUCGCUGGAGAGCCCCAAGGCCCGCCAGCAGGCUGGUUUCACUCCCCGGCCUAUGGGCCGCCUUCGCGGUAUCACUUCUCCCCAGGCUCUCCCUGCCCAGGGCCCCCGCGGAGCUAUUGAGGAUCUUGGUCUGCCGCUGCAGCUUCAACCUGCCACGAGCACUUCUCUGCACAAGCUCUUGUCGCAGCCGUCUUCGUUCAGAAACGCACACGUUCUCUCUGUCAAGCAGUACUCCCGAGCAGACCUGCAUCUGCUGUUUACUGUGGCCCAGGAAAUGAGACUUGGUGUCCAGCGUGAAGGUGUUCUCAACGUGCUUCCCGGCCGUGUUUUGUGCAACCUGUUCUACGAGCCCUCCACAAGAACUUCGGCUUCCUUCGACGCUGCUAUGCAGCGUCUUGGAGGCCGCACUAUCAACAUCGACACUGCGCAUUCCUCCGUCAAGAAGGGCGAGUCGCUGCAGGAUACUCUGCGCACGCUGGCUUGCUACGGCGACGCAGUUGUCCUGCGUCACCCUGAGGAGACAUCUGUCAACGUUGCUGAGAAGUUCUGCCCCGUGCCCGUUGUCAACGGCGGCAACGGCAGCAAGGAGCACCCUACCCAGGCCUUCCUUGAUCUGUUCACCAUUCGCGAGGAACUCGGUACCGUCCAGGGCUUGACUAUUACCUUUGUGGGCGAUCUCCUUUACGGUAGACCCGUGCAUUCUCUAGUCUACCUGCUCCGGCACUACCAGGUCCAGGUGCAGCUUGUUGCUCCCAAGGGCCUGGAGCUGCCUUCUCAGGUCCGCGAGCAGCUUGCCGCCUCUGGCCAGCUGCUCCGCGAGUCUGAGACUCUCACCCCUGAGAUUCUGGCCCACAGCGAUGUCCUUUACUGCACUCGUGUGCAGCGCGAGCGCUUCGAUAGCGAGGAGAAGUACCAACAGGUCAAGAACUCGUACCGUGUGGACAACGCCACUCUGAAGAGUGCCAAGAGCUCUACGGUUGUUCUGCACCCUCUGCCCCGCAACGAGGAGGUUGCCGAGGAGGUGGACUUUGACCAGCGCGCGGCAUACUUUAGACAGAUGAGAUAUGGCCUAUACUGUCGGAUGGCACUGCUGGCUUUGGUCAUGGCCAGCUCUUGA
Molecule: messenger RNA, 6702 nt
Organism: Akanthomyces muscarius
Lineage: Eukaryota; Fungi; Ascomycota; Sordariomycetes; Hypocreales; Cordycipitaceae
Exons: 3
Coding region: 1-6702 (2233 amino acids)
Biological process (GO): L-citrulline biosynthetic process; L-glutamine metabolic process; 'de novo' pyrimidine nucleobase biosynthetic process
Cellular component (GO): cytoplasm; cytosol
Molecular function (GO): metal ion binding; aspartate carbamoyltransferase activity; ATP binding
Source: RefSeq, a predicted model, not a curated record